AUGGCUGACUCGCAGCUGUUCGCCGAGGAGACGAUUCCAGGAACUAUCAACAGCUACGGUCCCAUGGACGAGGACGACGGGCUGUACCCCGCCGGCCAGUCUCGGUUCAUCGGGCAGCGCACGGAUAACACGGUCUCGUCGUACCCUUACACAUUGUCCUCGACCGCGAGCCACGACUACAUCCCCCAAUCGACGCGUCCGGUCCCUGCGCCACCGCAAGUCGCAGACUGUCCGGCGGGCAACCCGGGAGACGUCGAUGCUGCCGCCUUCAUCCCCCUCGAGGCUUCACGGACACGCGCGUCAGAUACGCACUCGAAGCGCUUUGUCGCGCGCUUCCGCCGCCCCAAGGUCGAGUACAACCGCGACGCCCUCCGUCUCCAGCAGCUGGGCUACGACCCCGUCCUCGGCCGCGACUACACGUUCUGGUCCAGCUUCUUCAUCUCGUGGAUCAGCAUCGGGUGUCUCCAGGGCACCAUCUUUGCCGUCCCCGGCGCGUACCGGUACGGUGGUCCCAUGAUGAUCCUAGUUGCUUGGCCGAUCUCGGGCAUCUUGUCCAUGGCGCUUGUCCUGGUCAUGUCGGAGCUGGCGUCGGCGUACCCCGUCGCGGGAGCCAUGACUUCGUGGUCGUGGAAGCUGGCUCGAGCAGGCGUAGGAGGGGAGCGGUACUGGGGGUGGGCCAUGACGGCCAUUGUCCUGGGUGGACACACUGGUAAUAGCACAAACGUCAUUAAGGGAACGAUGGGGCUCAAGAACGAGCACUACAACCUCGAGACGUAUCAGCAGUUUCUGUUCUACCUCGCCAUUGUCGCCGUUGUCGGAACGAUAGGAAGCCGCGCCUGGGCAAACAGCCACAAGUACUGGAUUGUCGCGGGCGUGUUUGUCAUGGGCACCUGGCUUGCGCUGUGCAUCGCGCUGGCGUCGACGGGUGUGGCUCAUCGUGACUUUUCCACUUCUCAACCGAUCUCUACUCACUUUACGAACACGACGGGAUGGAGCAUGCGCGGCUACGUAUAUCUGCUCGGGUGGCAGUACACGACAAUCGCGACCGGCGCGGACGCCUCGGCGCACAUGUCGGAGGAGACGCAGAAUCCCUCGCGCAACGUGCCGAAAGCCAUGACGGCGGCGAUCGCAGCAACCUACGUGCUCACAUACAUCUCCAUCAUCCUUUUGCUUCUCUCCGUCAAGCCCGAGGACGCCGAGUACAUCACGCUGCAGACGUUCCCCGUGGGCCACAUUCUGAUCAAAGCCAUCAACUUUUCUGGCGCGCUCGCCAUCUGCAUCAUCCUCAUCAUCGUGCUCUGCCUGCAAGUGCAGGCGCAAUUACAGGCCGCGUCGCGGUUCACGUUCGCCGUCGCGCGCGACAACGCGUUACCCUUUUCCGACGCGAUCAAGUACACGAACAAGCAAAAGCAGCCCGUGGUCGCGCACUGGCUCGUCGUCGCGCUGUGGGGUGCGUGCUCGGUGCUGAUCCUGUUCAACAAGCCGGGGCUCGUGCUCUCGCUCGUGACGACGGGCGCGUCGUCUCUGUCCAUCCUAGGCUAUCUGAUCCCCGUGGCGCUGUACCUCAUGUCGAAGAUCGAUCUGGAGCAAGAAGGGAGAACCUCCUGGUCGCUGCGCAAGUGGUCGCGUCCCGUGGCGUGCGUCGCGGUGCUCUUCUGCGUCACCAUCAUCGUCGUCCAGACAUUCCCGGGCACAAACCCAGUGAGGGCGUACAACAUCUCCUGGUCCCCCGUCAUCAUUGCCGGCACGCUGCUCAUAAGUUUCCUCACCUGGCGCCUGUAUGGGCGGAAGCACUACUCCGGCCCCAUUCGCGCACUGACCAAGUGGGAGACGGGCGUCGAGCUCGACCUCGACAGUACACUGCAGGCGUCGACGGGGCACGGGCGGAAAGUGGACGGCGACGGCGACGGCGACGACGGAGAGGGCGAGUCCCCAGGGACAGGCUCGGGAUCGGAAAAGGAUUGGACAGGCCCAAUCCCCGUCGCUACCAUGCCCGACCUGGCUUAUUCGGAGGGCGGCGCGGCGAGUCUCAGUGUCGGCGUAGCGCCCGCCGAGACGGUGGACACGAUGACGUCCCCGGGCGAGUGGGAACAGUUUGACUCGUCCCUGGCCCCGGGACACACGGACUCGCGGGUCUAG
This is a messenger RNA of Trichosporon asahii var. asahii CBS 2479, 2139 nucleotides long. Its product is annotated as amino acid/metabolite permease. The coding region runs from base 1 to 2139 and encodes 712 amino acids. Gene Ontology annotation, molecular function: transmembrane transporter activity. Gene Ontology annotation, cellular component: membrane. The transcript has 5 exons. Gene Ontology annotation, biological process: transmembrane transport. The record is from RefSeq and is a predicted model, not a curated record. Lineage: Eukaryota; Fungi; Basidiomycota; Tremellomycetes; Trichosporonales; Trichosporonaceae.